UUUAAAUAUGGCGGAAAAUGUUAAACUUUGUUCGUGCAUGUGAAUUUGGUUUUCUUUGGAGGAGCAAAAUAUAGAAUAUGGUGUUAGAGUCAAAGACUCAGAAAGUUUAUAGGGACCCGUUUGCAGUUAAACCUUUACCAAAAGCACAUUAUCAUCCAAGCAAACACAAAUAUCUCUCCAAAAGUCAAAGAAAGACAGCUUUGGGUAGUCCAUUAAAGCAGGAAGAUAAAGGAGACAAGCAACCCAGUGUCGAGGAUGAAGUGUUCCUCAAGGGAGGUAAUCGGUACUUAACAAAGACCCCUCCUCCUGAUGAUAACGCUUCCUCAAAGUUUGAUGAAUCCUGGCCGAGCAGCGAGAGACCAUCUUCUGUGGGUCUGACAGGCACAGAUGAUAGGAGUCCAUAUUCACUUCACAAAAUGUUAGAUUUAUAUGGGAAGAGAACGGAAGAUUACUCCGAUGUCAAACAGACCCUGUCGUUCACGGAGACAGAUCUGAAGGGUCCCCCGGGGGAGGGAGCAUCCACACUACAGAGGGUUGUUCGAAAAGUUCGUAUUCCUCACCUAUUGGUUGGUUGUGUCAUUUUACAAGAUAUAGCAAAUGAUUGGCAAACAAGCCAGAUAGAAAAAGACAAGUUGUUACAGAUGAAAAUGUUGUGCACACAACAGGCCUUACGAAUUACAAGUUGUAUUCAUGAAAGUGACACAAAGGUCUACAAGAAAAGAUAUAAGGAAGGGAAUGAUGCAGAUAUGAAAACAAAGGAAUUAGGGAAACGAAAUGAUCAUGCUGGAAGACUUUUACUAAAUCACGGUUAUCUAUCAGAUGCCAUUAAAACAGAAAACAGGGUUUUUUUAAACGACGACAUUGUCAAGAAAGUUAUAAAUCAAAUGUGGUACAAGCGCGAAAGUCUUUCCUUUCGAAGGGGCUUGCUGUUUGCCUUUUUGACAGUCUUCCAUCUCUUAUUAUUGCCUCCCUUGAUGAUCACAAUGGAGAACAGACCUUUACAGAGGCGAGGGAAACAGACAGGAGUGGAACCUCAUUUACAUUUAAUGUGUGACCUACUUCCCUGUCAGCACUCUCAACAGUAUGUAGGUAAAACACCAAGGUCACCUACAACAGAAAGGUCAAAACAGGAGGGGAGGCAGUCAAAAAUAAGUCAAAGUUCAAGGUCAGAAGACAACAAUUGUAAAGGUGAAUCUGAAUCAUCUGACCUUGAAGAAAAGACAGGGAGAUAUAAAUACCUAGAAGCAGAGAGACCAGAUGUGGAGGCAACCAAACCAAAAACUAGUGAAAGUGAAAAUAGAAUUAAAGAAAGUGCAAGUGACAUUCCAAAGAGAAAGAAAAACCAUGAAAGCCAACAUGUAAAGUCUGAUGUUAAACAUUCAAGUAAAAGUAGGGCACAGGAGGAUGAAGCUGAAGGAGAAGAAAACAUUCCCAGACCAAGAGAGUGCCAUAGUCCUUCUAUGAAGAGAUUUGAGAGUGUUAACUCAGCUAUAGGACAGGUUAUCAAGGACAGGUUAUUCACAUCUUCACUGAGUACUGUGAUAGACAGUGUGGACAAUAGUUUGUUAGACCAAAAUAGACAGAGUGUAGAAAUCACAGAGUCCACCAGAAUAUCCCCUCCGGAGUUAUCUCCUCCUGAUCCCAAGCCUCCCUCAGGAUUGUCUGCCCCUGAUUCCAGAGUGAAGGAAAAACAAAGGACGGGGACACAGAAAGAGAGAAAGGUGAAGACAGGAUCAGUCCCAGAGGAGGCAGGGAAGGGACAGAAUCUGGCAGAGGAGGCAAAGAGGGGCCGGAAUCUGGCAGAGCUAGAGAAUGAGGAGAGUUAUGAAUCUGAUGGGGAAUUCCCUGAGGAUCAGCUGUUACAGAUCCUUCGUGCCCAGCGAUCACAGUUUGAACAACAGCUAGGGCACAUUGACAAGCUUCUACAAAAGUUAUCGCCCCUGUCUUGAUCUAUGCAGAACAAUUUUUGUACAUAAAAUGUAUUAUUAAUA
Molecule: messenger RNA, 1991 nt
Organism: Saccostrea cuccullata (small rock oyster)
Lineage: Eukaryota; Metazoa; Mollusca; Bivalvia; Ostreida; Ostreidae
Exons: 11
Coding region: 78-1949 (623 amino acids)
Source: RefSeq, a predicted model, not a curated record